AUGUCCUCUGGUUUUUAUGUGACCAGAAACAAUGUGAUAAAGAAUCGCGCCGCCAUAUUCCACGCUCGCACGUACUGGGGAUUGCUGUACGAAACAGACUUUAACACGCCACAAUUGGUGCGCGUUCCCCUUUACCUAGGAAAAACGAGCGCCAAGAGCUUGGACGACUUGGACACGGACAUCUGGAUUCGCAGUGGUUCCUUCUUCACUCAAUGCAUCGACUUGGAUGAAAAUCGUUUACAUGUAGGCCCCUCCAAGGGCGGUAGGCCAUACCGUCUUCGUCCUCCUCUCACCAUCUACUAUUCCAAACGUCCACCUCCGCCAACAUAUGCCAGGCACUUCAAUAGGGCAAUCAAACGCAUUUCUGGUAAUACAAUCGACAAAUGGCACGGUAACGUCUUGGUAGUAUGUCACGGCAAACGAAGCGCCGUGGCAGGUGUUCAAAUGAAGGAUGUCUCUUACAUCAACAAACGCAUCGUUCGUGAUUCUCAAGUUUCUGGCAUCGCAGCUUCCCACCUAACACUUCGUUUCCUAUCAAGAAAUUAUUACAAUGGCAUUCAGUGGCCCUGCCCUCAAUACUGCGCGAGUCCAAACUGGAAUUCCAGAGUAGGAUGGGCCAACUCAAAAUCUGGUCAAAUCUUGGUCGAUGCCAAAAGUGGAGACGAAAUGUUCUGCAUCGUAGUGGGCACGGUCUCCGAAACACGAUUCAAGAUGGGGCCCGUUGGAAACUACAACCCCGAAUUCAACAAGCUCAAGGAUGCCAAAUACACUUUCGGUUUGGACGAACCAACAAAUCCUGAUUUCAGACCCGACUGGGCCACCGCUGUCAAAGACUUAGAGAACGCUGAGAAUCUCAUACAAGGGACUAAAGAUCAUCGACACUUUAUUGAGAAAAUUGGCAAUCUCAGGUCGCUGCGACUGAGCGCUCGUGUUCUCCAAGAAAAGGAUCCCGGAGUAUCAGAUGAAAUUAAACUAUCACAUUGGCCUGCGCCGCCAGAGUAUCAUGACGCUCUAGCCGACUUGGAAGACACGCACACUGUUGCGCCACUCAUGGCUUACAACGAAAAAGAAUCUCAAAUUUUGCCUGAGGAAUUGCCAUCCGUUCUCAAAGGAACUCUUGUCGAAGUAACCUUCACCCUCCGCCAUUAUCGUAUCAAGAAUGCUACGCAAGACAGCGAUACAUACACUGGAACAAUCGAACAGAUCAUCAUCUUAGAACGCGCACCUCCCAAGAAGAUCAGUCCUUACCGUAAAGGAAGUGGACCGAUCCGCAUCCGACCUUCAAAUGUUCCCUCUCGGGAAGAACAAGCAGCUGCAGUUCGCGCGUUCUCGUGGUCAAGACCUACCAUUCGCGAUCCGCUUCCAGUCAUGCAAACCGCUGGCUCCUCAGUCAAUCUGACAGCAGACGAUGCCUCCCAAUCUUUUCAUAACGUUCAGGGACCUGAACUCGAAGCUUCCAACAUUCCGGUUGCGGUCGCAGACGGUCACAUUCCAUCUUCCGGUAUUACCAUUUCUCCAACUCCAGCCCUCGAUCAAACGGCCCCACUUUCACCAACUACUUUCCCCACUGUGCCACCUUCAGCUGCAGUGGCCGCAUCCUCGAUGACGUCAAGUGCGCCCCCCCUUGAGAACCAUGAUACAUCGUCACCGACCACCAACCCUAUACCACCUUCAGGUACCUCAGAGACUCAGAACAUACGGGCCCGCCAAACACUUAUCAUUCCUUCCUUAAAAGCUUUAGGGAAACGAAAAGCGGAUGAAGCUAUUGACGAUGAAAGGCCAACCAAGAAAUCCUCCAAAUAA
Molecule: messenger RNA, 1803 nt
Organism: Laccaria bicolor S238N-H82
Lineage: Eukaryota; Fungi; Basidiomycota; Agaricomycetes; Agaricales; Hydnangiaceae
Exons: 8
Coding region: 1-1803 (600 amino acids)
Source: RefSeq, a predicted model, not a curated record